AUGGAAGUUGUUGGCACUGCAACGGCUCUAGCACCUGGAUCCAUGGGCGAAGGCCAGUUCUCUAUGGCGGAGGAUCGUGAGAAGCUUGCCCCCGUCAUGCGCAGCACUGCAGAAGCUGCCACUCUCAAGGGUGGUAUUGUUCCGGCCAUGGGCGGCCAAGCACUGUCCAAGAACCUGGUUGGCUACACGACUUUGCAAGUUGCAUCUGGAUAUGGGGCGCUAGCUGCCGCAGAGGAGCUGCUCUCACAGCGCUGCCCGGGCCCACUGGAGCUGUCGCGUGCCCUGUGGAAUGCUGCGACUUUUCGGGGCGGCUCGGCGGAGCUUGUACACCGUCUGGUCGAACCUGUACCCUUUUGGGGAGUUUUUUCUUUUUGUUUAUAUAAAGCCCAAAAGGAUAUUAAGUAUAGUGUUUUUUUACAGAGGUUCUAA
This is a messenger RNA of Symbiodinium natans, 429 nucleotides long. The record is from the annotation of a GenBank genome assembly. NCBI's taxonomy places the organism in Eukaryota, Dinophyceae, Suessiales, Symbiodiniaceae.